CGCAUGCGCACACAGAUCGCGCGAGCCUUGAACUUUCUAAGGGAAAAAAAAACUUUCUCGCCGACGGUGCCAGUGGAUAACAGUCUUCAGUACCUGCUGGUCUUUAAAGGAUUCUGGAUUUCUGGACUGUUGGAAAAGAUCAUGGCUCAGCAGUGGACUGUUGGAGAAGUAUCUCUUUGGCUUGGGGAAAAUGAAUUGGGAGAUUAUCAACAGGUCUUUGUAGGUGAGCAUUUCUAUGGAUGUGCCAUAUCAGUGUCCACAGUGCUCCACAAGAAAACCAACAUAUGAAAAACUGCUGAAACAUCAACAGAUAUACCAUGAAAGUGAAUGUGGAUUCUUCAUUGUCUGCGGACUAGAAGACUGUCCCAGAAAGUUUUUGUCUGUGAAAUCUUUGAAAAAUCACAUGAGGAAGAAACAUAAAUAUCAGAAACAAGGAUUAGAGUCUGCCCCAGACUGUGACCCUGUCAUCCAGGAAACUGUUGAAUUUCCCCAAUCAUCUGAACGAGCUCUGAGUGAACUUAUAGAGAACUUUACAGAGACUGUGAGAAAACAACUGGCAUUGUUUUCCUUGAAUCUUCAAGAGAAAAGUAUUGUAAAUAGAAAAGUUCAAACAUUUGUUCUUAGUGAAGUAGAGUCACUUUUCAAGUAUUUUAUUAAAAACUAUAGGGAGAUAUUUACUAAAUGUUUGCAGACUCUUAAUUUUGAUAUAUCAAGUUUUCAUUAUAUUGAUGACAGUAGUUUGGUAGAACAUUGCUUCAGUGCAGUCAGCAACACAUAUCAGCUAGACAGAUACUGUGUUGAGAAAUUAAACCUGAUUGAACCUGUUGAAUGUAUCCUGGGGAUAGAUCCUUUUACUGGGAAACAGGACACUUUUCAGUAUAUUCCACUUCUAAAAGUCUUAGAAUUAAUAUGUAAUGAUCGUAACAUUUUAGGACAAUUUUUUAGGCCAGAUCCCCGUGCUCCUGAAACCUUAACAGAUUUUAGUGAUGGGAAAAUUUACAAAGAAAGUGAUUUUUUUAACAGAGACAACCCACAUUUGAGAAUUCAGUUGUACAGUGAUGAAUUUGAAGCUGCUAAUCCAUUAGGAUCAAAGAAACUUCUACAUAAAGUGUCUGCAUUUUAUUUUACUUUGGGAAAUAUUCCACCAAAAGACAGAUCUGUUUUAAGACAUAUUCAUCUGUUGAUACUUGUCAAACAUAGAUUGGUGAAAACAUAUGGAUUUGAGAAAAUAUUAGAACCAUUAAUUUGUGACCUACAGGUUUUGCAAGAACGUGGAUUACGAUUAAAAUUUGAAGACAGACAGUACUGCAUCAAAGGUGGUCUGGCCACAAUAUCUGCAGACAACCUAACCUCUCACACACUUGCAGGUUUUAGCUGCUCAUUCAGUAAUGGUAGAAUAUGCAGGUUUUGUAUGUGUCAUUACGAGGACCUGUCUAAGAUCAUUAGUGAGGGAGAUUGUGUUCUUAGGACAAAGACUGUUCAUGCAUCUGCAAUGUGUUGAGGAUGACCCCAACUGUAGGUCUGUGUAUGGUGUAACUGGCCCAUGUGCCUUCAACAAGUUGUCAUAUUUUGAUAACACAAAUGCAUUCCCACCUGAUGUAAUGCAUGAUUUUCUUGAGGGGGUCAUUCCUCUUGUUUUGAAGUCUGUUUUAAAAGCCUUGCACAAGGACAAAACCGUUACUAUCCAAGAGGUGAAUGACAGCAUAAGGAAUUUUAGUUUUGGACAGAAUGACUGCACCUCCAAACCUGCUCUAAUACCUGAGAAGGUAGCACUGGAUGGAAAUAUCUCUGGAACUGCUGUUGAGAAAUGGACAUUAUUUAGGACUCUGCCUUUCCUCAUAGGCUCCAGGAUUGAAAAGGGUAACAAGUUUUGGCAGCUUUAUCUUUUGGUUUGAGAAAUAGGAGAGAUUAUUCUUGCUCCAACCAUCAGCACUGACUGGAUUAGUAAUCUACAUGAACUGAUCGCUUACUUUUUGACAGAUUUCAACAAUCUGUUUCCUGGUGUGUUUACACCCAAGCUGCAUUUUCUGAUGCAUUAUCCUCGGCUCAUCCUUGAUUAUGGGUCACUCCGCUCUCAUUGGUGCAUGAGGUUUGAAGCCAGACAUCAAUAUUUCAAGACAGUA
Messenger RNA from Oreochromis aureus, 2123 nucleotides. RefSeq lists its product as uncharacterized. The record is from RefSeq and is a predicted model, not a curated record. Bases 236 to 1501 code for a protein of 421 amino acids. The transcript has 2 exons. Lineage: Eukaryota; Metazoa; Chordata; Actinopteri; Cichliformes; Cichlidae.